AUGGAUGCUCAGGAUUCUGGGAAAGGUUGCCAGAAACGCUCUCUACGUACAAAUAUACAGGAUCCCUUUUCUCGUAAAUCUAUCAAUUGCCAUACUAUAGACCUGGAUGUUGGACACAGUAGACAUGAGCAACCGCCCGUUGCGGCUGUUCGUACGUACAUGGCCUGUGCGCAGCAUUUCAUUGAUGAAGUACAGUACUCAUCUUACGUUCAGUCGCUGGCCGCUUUAAUCAACAUUCGCCUUCCGUUCCAGCAUUCUCCUGAUCGACUCGUUUCUGUGUCUGAGUCAAUGUCUCCAAGGGUUGCCCGGACAACUAAAACUUUCCCUUACAUCCCACUAAGAUCGUAUAUCCGACAGUUUAUUGUGACUGGAAAUGACACCACGCCCGGACUUGGAUGUGUAUGGAAGCAAGAACGCCCUAACUACUUGCUUACUGCUAAGAGUGGUCGGUGGAGAGCGACCAAAUUUGCCUAUGAUAUUCUUCCGGACGAGCAGAUACCAUUCUUACGGCCACUCCGUGGACCCGCACAGGGGCAGAAUAGGCUGGAUGAGAUAUUGAACGGAGCACUAUAG
This is a messenger RNA of Aspergillus alliaceus, 573 nucleotides long. RefSeq lists its product as uncharacterized. The coding region runs from base 1 to 573 and encodes 190 amino acids. The record is from RefSeq and is a predicted model, not a curated record. The transcript has 4 exons. Lineage: Eukaryota; Fungi; Ascomycota; Eurotiomycetes; Eurotiales; Aspergillaceae.